Molecule: messenger RNA, 2247 nt
Organism: Gopherus evgoodei (Goodes thornscrub tortoise)
Lineage: Eukaryota; Metazoa; Chordata; Testudines; Testudinidae
Gene: SUV39H1
Product: suppressor of variegation 3-9 homolog 1
Exons: 6
Coding region: 984-2231 (415 amino acids)
Cellular component (GO): nucleus
Molecular function (GO): zinc ion binding; protein binding; histone H3K9 methyltransferase activity
Source: RefSeq, a predicted model, not a curated record
GGGAUCGCUGGCUCCCAUUCAGCCCCAGGGCAGUGGAAUGGCUGGCUCCGAAGGGCAGGGAAUGGGGUGCCGAGGCCUUUCCUCUCUAGCUGUACCAGGCCUUAUGCCCCACCCCAAUAAAACCAGCUGGGAGGCCAGGGAGCGUGACCCCCCAACCAGUCAGUAAAACAACUCAGAGUGCCAACCAAGGAUCCAAACUCUUGGACCCUCAGUUUCCAUGGGGGCUUUUGUUUUCUCAUUGGCGUCUGAGUUUCACACCCAUUCCCGUGGCCUUGUCAUUGGUACCUAGGUGACGCCAUCCCUCCGUGCGUUGCCAUUGACACCUAGGUGACGCCAACCCUACAGGCAUUGACAUUGGCACCUGGGUGGCACCACCAUUCCCCACACAGCAGCCAUGUUGGCACCUGGGUGAUGCCACCCUCCGCCAUGCAACAUUGGUGCUGGCGCCUGGGUGACACUAUCCGUCCCCUGGCCUUGCCAUUAGGGCCAGGCAGUGACUCUGGUGCCAGAGCAAACCAGGGGUGCUCAUUGAUGGGAAUGCAGAAUAAUUGGGGGGGUGGGGGAGGGGCUACAUAUUGUUUUAGGUUGAGGUGACACUUGUGGGUUACGGUGAGGGUCCUGUUGGCCGCUCCGCCACCCAGUGUGGCUCCAUAAAGCCCCUCCACUAAGCCACGAGGCAGCUUGUGGAGCAGACUCGGCUGAAACGAGUUACUUUGCUGCCUUGUGAGCCAUUUCCGCGACUCUUGCGGUCGCAUAGCGGCGCGCAGCACUCUGGGAGAUGCAGAUGACGCCCGUGGCCGACGCCCCCGGCACCAAUUGGCUGGCGGGGCGCGUCAAUCAGGCCGGACGCCCAAUGGGAACGGCCGCGGCGGGGAGCGGCGGGGCACGUCGCUCUCCGCCCCGCCUCUCCGGCCACGCCCCCUGGGAGAAAAAGUUUCGGGCGGCCCCAGUGGCUGGAGGGGAAAAAAAAAAAAAAAAAAAAGAUGGCGGAAAAUUUAAAAGGCUGUGCCGUGUGCUGCAAGUCCUCAUGGUCCCAGCUGCAGGACCUGUGCCGGCUGGAGAGGGUUCGCUGCCCCUCACUGGGCAUCACCCGUAGGAACCUCAGUCACUUCGAGGUGGAGUUCCUGUGUGACUACAAGAGAGUGCGGGAGGAGGAGUUCUACCUGGUGAAAUGGCGCGGCUACCCAGAGUCGGAGAACACCUGGGAGCCGCGGAAGAACCUGCGCUGUGUGGGCCUGCUGAAGCAGUUCCACAAGGACCUGGAGCAGGCCUGGAUCCGGCGGGACGGCAAGCCCAAGAAAAACGCCCGCUGGCUGGACCAGGGCGUGGCAAACUACGUGGUGCAGAAAGCCAAGCAGCGGCGGGCUCUGUGGCGCUGGGAGCGCCAGCUGAACGCCAAGCGCAACCACAAGGGGCGCAUUGUGGUGGAGAAUGAGGUGGAUCUCGACGGGCCACCCCGGGACUUUGUCUACAUCAAUGAAUACAAGGUGGGCGAGGGCAUCUCCCUCACCCAGGUGGCGGUGGGCUGCGAGUGCCGUGACUGCCUGGCGGAGGCGGCUGGCGGCUGCUGCUGCCCCGGUGCCUCCCGCCACAAGUUUGCCUACAAUGAGCUGGGCCAGGUGCGCAUCCGGGCGGGGCUGCCCAUCUACGAGUGCAAUGCCCGCUGUCGCUGCGGGGCCGAGUGCUCCAAUCGCGUGGUGCAGCGGGGCAUCCACUAUGAUCUGUGCAUCUUCCGGACCGCCAACGGGCGUGGCUGGGGCGUGCGCACCCUGGAGAAGAUCCGCAAGAACAGCUUCGUCAUGGAGUAUGUGGGAGAGAUCAUCACAUCAGAAGAAGCCGAGCGACGAGGGCAGAUCUACGACCGCCAGGGUGCUACCUACCUCUUUGAUCUGGACUACGUGGAGGAUGUUUACACAGUGGAUGCUGCCUACUAUGGCAACAUCUCACACUUUGUAAAUCACAGCUGCGACCCCAACCUGCAGGUGUACAACGUGUUCAUCGACAACCUGGAUGAGCGGCUGCCGCGCAUCGCCCUCUUCGCCACGCGGCACAUCCGGGCUGGGGAGGAGCUCACCUUCGACUACAACAUGCAGGUGGACCCGGUGGACGCAGAGAGCACACGGAUGGACUCCAACCUGGGCCGGGCCGGCGGCCUGGCCGGCUCCCCCAAGAAGCGAGUGCGGAUCGAGUGUAAGUGCGGGGCCGAGUCCUGCCGGAAGUACCUCUUCUAGCCCCCGCGUGCCCUGC